GGUCUGUUAGUCAUGGCGCGAAUACUGCGCUGCCUGAACGUUUCCAGGGUAUCUGGACUGUUGCUUCGCAGUUGCAUUUUCUACGGCACUAUUUUCGGAGUGAUUACCUUUAGAAUUGAGAGGAAAAAGGACCUCGACUCCCGUCUGGUUGCCAUUAAGCUCCGGGGUAACUUGUGGAUCUGCCUGGGUAUCCGACUUUUGACCAGUGUUUUUUAUGGCUAUACCUACGAUAUAUGGGCAGACCAAUAUACCGAUUUCUAUCUUCGUGCCUUUUUUGCUCUCCGGCUGUUGGGAUGUCUGCUCUGCAGUGUCAUUAUCCUGGUGCUGCAGUUUUGGUUUGGAGAGGAGCUACUUAUCCUGGUCAAUCGGUUUCGUUUUUGGCGACUGCGAAAGCUGACAAAUUCCCAUAGGAUUGGAUUCGGUGACAAGAAUGAGUUCGCUUUGUUGUCCCUGAAAGUUGUCUCCCUACUUUUCGUAUUCUUGGCUUUUCGGUUUAUGUUCUCACCCUGGUUUCUGCUCACUAUAUUGUGUGAUUUAUACACCUCGAUUGGCACUGGAAUGAUAAUGCAUAUGUGCUUUCUUGGCUACCUCAGCAUUGGUGUCCUUUACAAGGACUUGAACAACUAUGUGGACUGCCAGUUGAGGGCACAAUUGAGUUGUCUGAAUGAAGAUGACAUUGGUUCGAAUACCCAGCCCACUCGCGAAGCCUUCUCGAAUUUGAACAAGUGUUUAAGAAUUUACGAGGAAAUUCAUCAGGUGUCACAAAGAUUCCAGCGGCUGUUUAAUCUGCCACUUUUUCUCACAUUGGCACAAAGUCUUUUGGCCAUGGCCAUGGUUUCCUAUCACGCCAUUCUGCGGAGGAAAUACGUCUUCAACCUCUGGGGCUUGGUUAUCAAAUUACUCAUAGAUGUGGUGCUGCUGACCAUGUCCGUGCAUUCGGCUGUUAGUGGUUCUCGAUUGGUGAAGCGUCUAAGUCUGGAGAAUUUCUACGUGACUGAAAACAAUAGGCACCACCAAAAGUUGGAGCUCUUCCUGGGCCGCCUUCACCACCAGGAGUUGCAAGUGUGUCCUCUGGGCCUUUUCGAGGUCUCCAACGAGCUGACUCUGUUCUUUCUCUCGGCAAUGGUCACCUAUCUGACCUUUCUGGUACAGUACGGCAUGCAGUCGCAGCAAAUUUGA
Messenger RNA from Drosophila takahashii, 1179 nucleotides. It is a transcript of the gene Gr93b, whose product is annotated as Gustatory receptor 93b. Lineage: Eukaryota; Metazoa; Arthropoda; Insecta; Diptera; Drosophilidae. Gene Ontology annotation, biological process: chemosensory behavior; male courtship behavior; sensory perception of taste. Gene Ontology annotation, molecular function: sweet taste receptor activity. The record is from RefSeq and is a predicted model, not a curated record. Gene Ontology annotation, cellular component: axon; dendrite; neuronal cell body.